Gloeophyllum trabeum ATCC 11539 is the source of this 1067-nucleotide messenger RNA. RefSeq names its product proteasome endopeptidase complex, beta subunit. The transcript is spliced from 6 exons. The record is from RefSeq and is a predicted model, not a curated record. Gene Ontology annotation, cellular component: proteasome core complex. The coding region runs from base 74 to 874 and encodes 266 amino acids. NCBI's taxonomy places the organism in Eukaryota, Fungi, Basidiomycota, Agaricomycetes, Gloeophyllales, Gloeophyllaceae.
GCGCUUGCGCGUCACGGUCUUGCCAUACCCCUUCAAAGUACUUAACCUUCAUCCUCUUUGACCCCCACUGAUAAUGGACCACUUUCCGACCAACUGGGGCCGUCCGAGAAAUGACGCUUUUGAUGCUUAUGCUACUUUCCCCAUCCAUCAGCGGCCAUCGAACGGGCCCAAAGAUGCCUUCAGUCAAGGCGUCCAGCGGACACAGCAGCCUAUUGUGACGGGCACGAGUGUGCUUGCUAUCAAGUUCAAGGAUGGGAUUAUGAUGGCAGCGGACAAUCUUGCUUCGUACGGCUCUCUCGCACGCUUCAAGGACGUCCAACGUCUACAGCCCGUCGGCGAAUACACCGUCAUCGGAGCGGGUGGAGAUAUGUCCGACUUCCAGUACAUCCAAAGCCUGCUUGAUGACCUGGUGGUCGAGGAAUUCACGAACCAGGACGGGCAUGGUCUGGGUCCGAAGGAGAUCCACGAAUACCUGAGCCAGGUGAUGUACGGCAGGAGAACGAAGAUCAAUCCACUUUGGAACAGCAUUCUCGUUGGAGGUGUCAAAGAUGGUCAGAGAUUCCUGGCGUACGUCGACCUGCUCGGUACAACCUACUCUGCAUCUACUCUUGCUACUGGAUACGGCGCAUACAUUGCUCAGCCACUACUCCGACGUGCAGUCGAAGGAAGGGAGGAUACAUUAACGCAGGAGGAAGCGACGAAGAUCAUAGAGGAUUGCAUGCGGGUACUUUUCUACAGGGAUGCCCGGAGCUUGAACAAGUAUCAAAUAGCCACAAUCACCGCUUCCGGCGCGUCGAUCUCGGAUUCCAAGGCUUUGGAAACAUCGUGGGGCUUUGCGGAGGGGAUCCGGGGGUAUGGUGCACAGACGCAGUAAUUGUAACAAGAUUGCCAUGGAGCACCGCAUACACUGUUCAUUUACGUGCGCCGCGCCUUUCUGUAUUAUUCCAUUCUUCGGCCAAAAGCAUUUAUUAACCUUGUGCGAUGGCUGAGGACGAGUCCACAUCUCAAGAUCGAUUGGUAGGGCAACGACUCGAGGGACUGGUGCGAUGAGCUAUUUUUACUUCCGC